Messenger RNA from Dendroctonus ponderosae (mountain pine beetle), 775 nucleotides. RefSeq names its product repetitive organellar protein. NCBI's taxonomy places the organism in Eukaryota, Metazoa, Arthropoda, Insecta, Coleoptera, Curculionidae. The record is from RefSeq and is a predicted model, not a curated record. The transcript has 4 exons. The coding region runs from base 97 to 639 and encodes 180 amino acids.
UCAGUUUCAUUUAUUGAGCAUCAAUCAAUCAAACGAAUCUCAAAAAUCAUUAGUUGAAUUUGUGUUUUUCCAAAAUCCCAGGUCGAUUUUCCCAUCAUGCUGUUGCUGUGGUAUGUGUUUGUCUUAAUUAUCACAACGGGCAUGAUGGUUGUGGGUUUUCUACUUGUGACCUCCGAAAACUUUCAAGACUUCAAGGAAUGUUGGGGCAAAAGAGCACCACGAAUCACGGAAUUACCUAUUAUAACACCUACUGGACAGAUCGUUAAUUCCGUGGAAGAUCUAGACAUGCAGCUUGAAUUUUUGGAAAAUCAGUUAGAAGAAAAAGAGAAAGAAGUAGAAUCUUCCAAAUCGAAGCUAGAAGCUGCUGCUGAGCGUUUGGAAAAAUUGGGCGAUACCACAAACCAGGUCAAAAAAUAUUACGUUAAGCUGAAAACUGACGUCGCAAAGUCUGAAACGGAGAUUAACGAGCUGCGCAACCAAAUUGACGAUUUCAAGAUGAGACAACUUCGUCUAAGAGAAGAAGUGAACGAAAAUGUGAAGUACUACACAGGGAUGCUCAACAACAUUGAACAUACUGUAGCAAAUGACGAAUUCGAAAUUGUGAAAAGAUCUUUACUUUCAGAUGUCGACUCGUUCUAAGGACUGUUUAGAAGAACAACAAGAUUCAAAAACAUUUAAACUCAUAAAGCCACAUUUCUGAUAGACGUGGACGGUGUACAGGGCCGAUUACUAUAUUGUUCACAUUUACUAAAGAUCAAAUAAACACUUACCUUGA